AUGUCCUCUGCCGUGAAUGCUCUGCAGCUGUUGGUAGAAUAACUCAAGCUGGAGGCCAACAUGGAGUGAAUCAAGAUCUCUCAUGCAGCUGCAAAACUUCAAUUGUACUGCAUACAGAAUGCCUGCAAGGAUGCUCUGUUGGUUGGUGUUCAAGCAGGAAACAGUCCCUUCUGGGAACCCAGGUCCUGUGCUUCAUUGUGAAGACUGUAGGAAAGAAGUUCCUUGAGGAA
Dipodomys spectabilis (banner-tailed kangaroo rat) is the source of this 230-nucleotide messenger RNA. Its product is annotated as guanine nucleotide-binding protein G(I)/G(S)/G(O) subunit gamma-10-like. The transcript has a single exon. Lineage: Eukaryota; Metazoa; Chordata; Mammalia; Rodentia; Heteromyidae. Gene Ontology annotation, biological process: G protein-coupled receptor signaling pathway. The record is from RefSeq and is a predicted model, not a curated record. Gene Ontology annotation, molecular function: G-protein beta-subunit binding. Gene Ontology annotation, cellular component: heterotrimeric G-protein complex.